AUGUCUCAGAUUGCGGAUUCCAAACAACCUCCCAGCGAGCCGUCGUCCAUCGGCGAGAGCCUGCUCCAGCAGCAGCUCGAGCUGCAGGGCCUCAAACUCACGCCAGAUGGCUUCGUGCACUGGAAACCGGGCAACAAGCGCCAUCCGAGGAACUGGUCGAAGCUGCGCAAGGGCCACGAUGUGUCGAUUAUCUUGCUCUUGGAGAUGUUCACAACCCUGAUCAGUGCUGCGGGAUCGGCCGUGGCCAAUGCGAGCCAUGAGGAGUUCAACAUAAGCAAGACCCUGGCCAUAUUUCUUUUUGUCCCGAUGUAUCUCAUCGGCCAGGGCAUCGGCAGCAUCAUCUUCCCCCCCUACUCCGAGGUCUUCGGCCGGAAGAAGUUGUAUAUCGUCAGCACGCUCAUGUACAGCGCGUCGUGCAUCUUGAUCGCCGUGGUUCCGAACUACACGGGUGUGGUGGUAGGACGUCUGCUGAGCGGGUUUCUGUCGGCGAUUCCCACCAACGUGGUGGCGGGGAGUAUCGAGGACAUGUUUAACGCGCGGGAUCGCAUCUGGUUUCUGUCGUUGUGGAUGAUGCUUGCCCCGUGGGGAUUGGCCCUGGGACCGAUCUACAGCACGUACAUCAUCUACGCGCUCAAUUGGCGAUGGGUCUUCUACGUGGCCGCCAUCGUCACCGGCUUGAUUGCAUGCCUGUUACUCGGCAUCCGCGAAUCGCGACCUCCUCUCCUCCUCGACCAAGAAGUGCGACAUCUCUGCCACGCUCUCGGUGACAAGCAGAUGGUGCUGCAAAGCCUGAACCCCGACCGGAUGCCUGAUCUACACACGUUCGUGACCGUGGCGCUCUUCCGCCCGAUCUACCUCUUCUUCACGGAGCCGAUCAUCUUCCUCGUGUCCGUCAUCAGCGCCAUCCCCUUCACGCUGAUCUACAUGUUCACCGAGGCUCUCCCCCCCAUCUACCGUUCGUUCGGCUUCAGCCCAACGCACGCCUGCCUGCCGUUCCUCGCGCUCGGGCUCGGCUGCAUGUUGGGCAUGCUAACGCGCAUCUACGACUACCAUCUGAUUAUGACGCACCACGCGCAGCGGCGCCCGCUACGCCCCGAGGACAAACUGAUCGGGUUCGCGAUCGGGGCGCCCGUCUUCGCGGCAGGGCUCUGGCUCUUCGCGUGGACGAUCCCGCCGGCGGUCACGACGGUGCACUGGAUGGGGUCGGCGGUGGCGCUGGUGAUGGUGGGCUACGCGGCGAACGAGUUCGGCUCGGUGCUCACGGGGUACCUGGCGGACAGCUACCUGAGCUAUGCGGCGAGCGGGUUUGCGGCGCAGACGAUCCUGCGGACGUGCCUGAGCGCGGGGUUUCCACUGUUUGCGCCGGCGAUGUUUGGGUCGCUGGGGGCCAACGUGGCGGGGUCGGUGCUGGCGGGCGUGGCGACGGCGUUCUGUCUGGUGCCGCCGUUGUUCUGGCGGUAUGGCGAGCGGAUCCGGGCGCAGAGCCGGUUUGCGCGGUAUAGUUUGGAUGUGUAUAAUCGGACUACGGUGGACGAGGAGGGCUUCUGA
This is a messenger RNA of Aspergillus clavatus NRRL 1, 1548 nucleotides long. RefSeq names its product putative MFS multidrug transporter. Gene Ontology annotation, molecular function: transmembrane transporter activity. The transcript has 5 exons. Lineage: Eukaryota; Fungi; Ascomycota; Eurotiomycetes; Eurotiales; Aspergillaceae. The coding region runs from base 1 to 1548 and encodes 515 amino acids. Gene Ontology annotation, biological process: transmembrane transport. The record is from RefSeq and is a predicted model, not a curated record.